GGCCAAGGUUGCGACCGAUGUUGGUGACUGACCGUUCGCUGCAUGGAGCUACCCUAGCGAUUUCAAACUGCCAGGAAGAUAAUCGUCGGGCCAUUAUGAGACUAGUAUUGAAGUCAGAGUUGCCUCGCAGGAAGUCGGCUUAUCACGUGGAUUCAUGGUAAGGCAGCAAUGUCCUAAUGGCGCCAGCAGCCUCACCCCCCUCUUACCCCUCUUUGCCACAGCUUUUAAGGCGAGACGCUGUCAACUACCGUACCCUUUCGCGUCUCCAUUUCAUUUGAAUCGAAAACUUCUGGUUUUAGGACCAAAAUAGGCUUUCAUGAAUACUUUGCCUUGAAAUUGUGUCCCACCAACCCCUGCUGCGGACAAUGUCAGAUCCGGAUCAGUACAAUGUGGGUUGGAUAUGUGCCUUACAGAUAGAAUAUGUCGCAGCCCGAGCUUUCCUGGAGAGGAGACAUGAUCCGCCAGAGAGACUUUCACGAAAUGACAACAAUCACUACACGCUGGGAGAAAUCAGGGGUCAUCAGGUUGUUAUCGCCGUUUUGCCAGAUGGAGAAUACGGGACAUCAUCCGCUGCUGGAGUAGCCAGAGACAUGGUCCACAGUUUUCCAAACAUCCGUUUUGGACUCAUGGUCGGGAUUGGUGGUGGGAUACCCACGAAACAUGACAUCCGUCUGGGCGAUAUCAUCGUGAGCUCACCUCAAAGAGGGUUGGGCGGCCUGCUCCAAUUCGACCUGGGCCAAGAGUUGCAAGGACAAGGGUUCCAUCAAACAGGGUUCUUGAACCAGCCCCCAACGAUCCUGCGUGCAGCUGUCACUGGGCUUCAAACACGAUAUGCGGAGGAGGGUAAUCAGUUGAAGGGAAGUAUUGGAGCCGUGCUUGAAGGCAAUAAACGGCUGAAGCGAAAAUACGCGCAACCCAAGACGGAUCGGCUAUAUUAUAGCGACUUUGCUCAUCCAGAUGUGGAGAGAAGCUGUGGCGAGGUCUGUGACCGUUCAAAGUUGAUUUUCCGACCCAAGCGAACCGAGGAGGAAGAUGACCCUGAUAUUCACUACGGCUUAAUAGCAUCGGGGAACAGGGUGAUCAAGGAUGCAACCUUCCGCGACCAGCUAGCCGCGGAGCGAGAUGUCCUAUGCUUUGAAAUGGAAGCGGCAGGAUUAAUGAAUCAUUUCCCUUGCUUGGUCAUCCGUGGGGUUUGUGACUAUGCCGACUCGCACAAAAGCGAGGAAUGGCAAGGUUGGGCUGCAAUGGCGGCAGCUGCAUAUGCAAGAGAUCUCUUGCGUGAGAUUAUCCCUCAGCAGGUACAGGCUGAGCGAACAGCCAAGGAAGUUUUGAAUGGAAUUCAAAGCCAACUUGACCAUGUGACCACGGGUGUCCAUGAACUUGUUUCAAUCACUAGCGGAUCAGCCCAAGAUAUUAAUGAUCUUGCCCAGCGUAUUGACCUAAAGGCGUUACCAAUUGCUGCCGGAGCUGAAUUCGGGACAUAUAUGAACCAACAUGAAGAAGAAUGCCUCCCAGGGACCCGAAAAGAGCUUCUCCUUGACAUUCAGAAUUGGGCUCUCUCAGACCAAGGAAAAUGCAUUUUCUGGCUAAAUGGUUCGGCCGGAACUGGCAAGUCCACAAUAUCCCGAACCAUAGCAAAGGCCUUUCAGAAACAAGAGUUGCUGGGGGCGAGCUUCUUCUUCAAGAGAGGUGAAGGAGACCGCGGCAACGCAACUCGCUUCGUUACUACCAUCAUCCAACAGCUCGCUGCAAAAAUCCCGGAACUACGCGCGUCUAUUAUACAGGUUGUUCGGGAUAUCCCCGGAAUUUCAGCCAAACCACUCAAGGAGCAAUUUGAUGAGCUCAUUUCCAAGCCACUCCAUAGCUUACAUGGAGCCAAAAUCCAGACCUCAUACCUAGUGAUUGUGAUUGAUGCCCUAGAUGAAUGCGAUAAUGAUAAAGAUGUCGCAGUCAUCUUCGAGCUCUUACUACAUGUUCAUAAAUUCAGCUCGCCCCGCUUGCGAUUCUUUAUUACCAGUCGACCCGAGCUGCCUAUCAGGUUAGGCUUCAGAACAGUUUGUCAUCACGAUCUAGUCCUUCACGAGGUACCCGAGCCUAUCAUAGAGCGUGACAUCUCCAUGUUCUUGGAGAACAAAAUUGUUUCAAUAAGGCACAAGCAAUCCCUCUCUUCAGACUGGCCUGGCUCUGUGAAUAUCCAAACACUUAUUAAAAUGUCAGUCCCGUUGUUUAUCUUUGCUGCCACCAUAUGUCGUCUUUUUGAAGAUUACAACCUGGACCGUGAUGAAUGCCUGAUGGAGAUCCUCAAAUAUCAGAACCAAGAGUCAAAGUUGGACAAAACAUACCUUCCAGUACUGGACCGCCUAGUUUCGAGAUACAGUGGGACAAGACAAUCGCAGUUAGUCCAAAAGGUCCGAGAAGUCCUUGGCACAAUUAUUCUUCUAGAGAACCCAUUAUCAGUUACGUCCCUCUCAAAGCUUAUGGGAAUCUCCAUGCAGUCAAUCAAUGCCAGUUUAAACUCGCUGCACUCAGUCUUGAAUAUACCGAAUAAUAAGACACUACCAGUGAGGCUCUUCCAUCUAUCUUUUCGAGACUUUCUUCUCGACUCCAGCACUCGCGAUAAAACUCCAUUCUGGAUUGACAAGAUGGAAAUGAACCAGAAAUUAGCAGACAGGUGUCUUUCUAUCAUGCACCAGAACCUCAAGAAGAAUAUAUGCAGUCUCGAAAGCUAUGGAACAGAGCGCAGCGAUAUCGAUCUCGAGUAUAUUAACUUCUAUGUACCACCAGAGCUGCAGUAUGCUUGUCGCUAUUGGAUCCACCAUCUGGCAGACUGUGAAAGCCCCAUAAGCUGGCGUGACAACAUACUGACGUUUCUAAACGAGCAUUUCCUCCAUUGGGUGGAGGUGAUGAGUAUACUGGGUGUCGUGUCCGAAGUUCUGGGAAGCAUUAGUACUCUCCAGAAAGUAUUACACGGUGGUGAGGGCUCUGAGAUAUCCGAAUUCUUACUUGAUGCCAGGAGGUUUAUCCUCAAGAAUAGUCAGAUAGCAGACAUUGCUCCACUGCAGAUCUAUGCUUCCGGGUUGAUCUUCGCGCCGGCGAUGGCAGUGACUAGAAGUAAAUUUGAAAGGGAGCUUCCUGAUUGGAUAGAGAGAGGCCCAAGGGUGGAAGAAACUUGGAGUCCAGAAUUGCAAACCCUGGAGGGCCAUUCAGAUUCGGUUGAGGUAGUGACCUUCUCAGCAGAUGGCCGGCUGCUUGCAUCCGGCUCUCAGGAUAAGACCAUCAAACUCUGGGAUCCCGCUACUGGUGCCCUCAAGCAUACCCUGGAGGGCCAUUCGGGUUUAGUUCAGUCAGUAGCCUUCUCAGCCGAUGGUCAGCUGCUGGCAUCCGGCUCUGAUGACACAACCAUCAAACUCUGGAAUCCUAUUACUAGUACCCUCAAGCAUACCCUAAAGGUUCAUACACGUGCGGUCCAGUCAGUAGCCUUCUCAGCAGAUGGCCGGCUGCUGGCAUCCGGCUCUCAUGACACAACCAUCAAUCUCUUGGAUCCCACUACUGGCGUCCUCACGCAUAAACUGUUGGGCCGUUCGGGUUUGGUUCAGUCAGUGGCCUUCUCAGCAGAUGGCCGGCUGCUUGCAUCCGCCUUUUCUGAUAGAACCAUAAAACUCUGGGAUCCGGCUACUGGCACCCUCAAGCAUAGACUGUGGGGUCAUUCAGGUUUGGUUCAGUCAGUGGCCUUCUCAGCAGAUAGCCAGCUACUAGCAUCCGGCUCUCAGGAUAAGACCAUCAAACUUUGGGAUCCGGCUACUGGCGCCCUCAAGCAUACCCUGCAGGGCCAUUCGGGUUUGGUUCAGUCAGUAGCCUUCUCAGCCGAUGGUCGGCUGCUGGCAUCCGGCUCUUCUGAUACAACCAUCAGGAUCUGGGAUCCUACCACUGGCACCAUCAAGCAUACCCUGGGAAGCCAUUCGAGCUGGGUCCGGUCAGUAGCCUUUUCAGCCGAUGGUCGGCUGCUGGCAUCCGGCUCUUCUGAUACCACCAUCAAGCUCUGGGAUCCCGCCACUGGCGCCAUCAAGCAUACCCUGAGGGGCCAUUCGGGUUUGGUUCAGUCAGUGGCAUUCUCAGCAGAUGGCCGGCGGCUUGCAUCCGGCUCUUCUGAUACCACCAUCAAGCUCUGGGAUCCCGCCACUGGCGCCAUCAAGCAUACCCUGAGGGGCCAUUCGGGUUUGGUUCAGUCAGUGGCAUUCUCAGCAGAUGGCCGGCUGCUGGCAUCCAUCUCUCAGGCCUUCGUCUCCUCUGAUCGGACCAUCAAACUCUGGGAUCCCGCCACUAGCGCCCUUAAGCAUACGGGCUAUAUGAGGAUAUCCGGCUCUACUGACAACACCGUCAAACUCUGGAACCCCGCCACUGGUGCCCUCAAGCAUACAAUCAACAUCAAAAGUCUUGUUAGAAACAUUGAAUUGUCCAAGAAGCUGCCCCACCUUAUCACUAACUUGGGAGCAUUGAAUAUCCAAGCCUGGCACGAAACCUUCUCGUCAAAUCCCCGUGAAACAAAGACGGAGUUAUCUUUGCACGCAAAUCGAUGGAUUGCUGUUGGUGGCCAAAAAGAGGUUUGGCUCCCUCCUGACUAUGAAGCCAUCUCUUUAGCAGUAAAAGAUGGCACCAUAGCAAUUGGAAGCACGACUGGAAGAAUUACAAUACCACAAGAUCUGAGGCUUCCGAUUUGUUGGGACUAUUUUGAGAAGAGGCCCUUUGUUGGGGGGGCGGAUUGGUUGAUGGAUGUGAUGUGUGAUGCUGAGGUUGUUGUAUCCUCCCAGCGUAUGCCUAGCUGGGUCGUGAUUAGUUCAUCACUUGUCGAAAGAGGAUAUUAG
This is a messenger RNA of Aspergillus saccharolyticus JOP 1030-1, 4862 nucleotides long. Its product is annotated as putative wd40 protein. Gene Ontology annotation, biological process: negative regulation of transcription by RNA polymerase II; nucleoside metabolic process. Gene Ontology annotation, molecular function: catalytic activity; protein binding. NCBI's taxonomy places the organism in Eukaryota, Fungi, Ascomycota, Eurotiomycetes, Eurotiales, Aspergillaceae. The record is from RefSeq and is a predicted model, not a curated record. Gene Ontology annotation, cellular component: nucleus; transcription repressor complex. The coding region runs from base 366 to 4862 and encodes 1498 amino acids. The transcript has 7 exons.